Messenger RNA from Fusarium mangiferae, 1377 nucleotides. RefSeq lists its product as uncharacterized. Bases 1 to 1377 code for a protein of 458 amino acids. Lineage: Eukaryota; Fungi; Ascomycota; Sordariomycetes; Hypocreales; Nectriaceae. The transcript is spliced from 7 exons. The record is from RefSeq and is a predicted model, not a curated record.
AUGACAUUUACGAAACCUACCAUUUCUUCUGCCGGCAGUGUCAAGCCCUGGAUCCAAAAGUUCACCAACACUCCGCGCGACGCAUUUUUCGAUCAGUUCGUCGAUUCGCACGAUGCAAGAUUUGUCGAAAUAAUUGAAGGACCACAUGAGAGUGAGAUUAAAUACAGCGAGGUUCCCCUCGACUCCAACAACCCCAAAUCCGAGCCAGAUCUUUCUAAAGUAUUUGAGCUCCCACAGCAAGACGGUUCAAAAGGCAUUCUCAGAUUAAUUUAUUUGCGUUUGUCUAAUCCUUCCAGAAUUUUACCUUUCAAUACUGAAAACAACAAUGCCCCGCCUCUGUCGUGGAAAGGAUUUAGGGAGUACCUCGACUUGCUGCACCUGGAAAAUACCUUUAUCUGCACUGAACAGAUGCAGACGCCCCCUACCUGGUUCGAAGUUCCCUUACAAGCAGGCCUAAAAGGCUUCGUUGUAAAACCAGAGAGAUGGGACUCAAACCUCGCCAACUUCAGCAUCUCUGUUGUCCACUCCCCAGCCUCAAGAGUUACGCACGUCGUAGCUCACAUGUUGCACAAGACUGACACCAAACACCUGCUACUUCGUCUACAAGCUCUCAAAGCCCUUGCCUGGCACCCUCUUCUCGUGCCACUCAUCCUGAUGGAGCAGAGGAUAGAAGGUACUGCAGAGAAACUCACCCUCAUGAGAGAUUCUCUCUACUCGGUAGAGAAGCGAACUGGAACUCACAAAAACUACCGUAAUGAUAAAUAUCAUGAAGAACUCAAUCACUAUGCUUACGGCGACAGGGUUUGGGAGCAGCGCCACGAGCAGGAUGUUGACUUUGAAGCUGCCCCAGGAAAGAUCACUUCUAUUGCUUCGGAUUGUGCUAUGACCGAGGCCAAAUGUCAAGUCAAUGAGAGUUUACUCGACUGGCUACACGAGCUAAAUGAUAGUCUUGCUAAGCCCAAUACUGAUGAUGGUUCUUGGGAGAGAGCAGCGCCCUCAAUCAGGAUGAAGAUCGCGGCCUUCAAAACGUGGUCAGGCAACAAUCGAUCCCGAAGUAUGUAUCUCGCCAAGCGAGCAGAGGCGCAGAUGCAAGCGUGUCUCAAUCUAAUGGCACAGCGCGAUAGUGCUUUGAACCUCCAAAAGACCGAAGCAGCACUCCGAGACAGCUCCGAUAUGAGAGCGAUAGCAUGGGUCACCCUCGCAUUUCUGCCAGCGACGUUUGUGGCGACUUUCUUUAGUACUUCUUUCUUCAGCUUUGAGCAGUCCGGUCGGCGUGUGUCGAACUGGAUCUGGCUCUAUUGUGUUGUAACUGGCGUAUUCACCGUUGGUGUUCAUCUGGGUUGGGCGCUGUGGAUAAGGAAGGAGAGAAGAGUUUGA